This is a messenger RNA of Aphanomyces astaci, 1149 nucleotides long. RefSeq lists its product as hypothetical. The record is from RefSeq and is a predicted model, not a curated record. The transcript is spliced from 3 exons. Gene Ontology annotation, molecular function: nitronate monooxygenase activity. The annotation marks the transcript as partial. Lineage: Eukaryota; Oomycota; Saprolegniomycetes; Saprolegniales; Verrucalvaceae.
CGAUGCUGCGGCAACUGCUGGGGUUGCGCGUGCCUGUGAUCCAAGCGCCAAUGUAUGGCGUGUCGACGCCAGCCCUUGUGGCCGAGGUGGCCAAGCAUGGGGCGCUGGGGUCGUACGGCGCUGGUGUCCUUCCUCCUGCCGACGUGCGGAAGGACUUGACGGAGAUUGUGCGGCUCGUCCCUGACAAGCGCUUUAACUUCAACGUGUUUGUCGAAACGUCGAUGCCUUCGGCAGUUAAUGACUCUGCUUCCAACUGGGACGCCUACGACAGACUGCUGCAGCCAGUGCGGGCGGCUUUGCACCUCGAGGGACCCACGGUGUCGCCCGAAGUUGGGUCUAGCACGGCGACUACUUCGUUCUUGGACGAGCACCUUGCGUUAGCGCAAGAGUUCCGGCCGUCGGUCGUUAGCUUUUGCUUUGGCGUACUGGAUCGCGCGGUGAUCCGCGACUUGCAAGCAUUCUCGUUGGUCGUGGGCACCGCUACGUCCGUGGAAGAAGCUCAGGUGUUGGUCGACGCUGGUGUCGAUGCCAUCGUGACCCAAGGCAGCGAAGCGGGAGGACAUCGCGGCAGUUUUCUUACGACGUCACAUCCCAUCGAUGCGCUAAUCGGUAGCAUGGCGCUGAUUCCUCAAAUAUGCGAUGCCGUUGGUCGCAGUCGCGUGCCAGUGAUAGCCGCCGGUGGCAUAUCGGAUGCUAGACAUGUCCGGGCGGCGCUGGCAUUGGGGGCCGACGCGGUGCAAGUCGGCACGGCCUUCGUGGGCACCCCCGAGUCUGGCGCCCCGGCCGUGUGGAAGGCAGCAUUGGGGUCCCAAGCCAACAGCCAAUCCACAACCGUGACGCGCGGCCUCACGGGGCGCCCCGCCCGAAUGUUUCGGAAUGCGCUCGUGGAGGUCCUCCAGCCGUACGAAGAGUUGGCCGCGUCGAGUCCCCGCCAGCGCCAUCGCAUGCGAGAUAUCUUUCAGCGAAAACAGGCCCAAUACAUGGCGCUCUUGGCCGGUCAAAGCCAUCGAAUGUGCGACGCACACACGACGGUGGAAGCGGUGCUUCGUCGCCUCGUCGAGUAGUCUACUAACGUUAGUUGAACCUUGUGGCAUGUGCUAAGCUUACCAGCAUGCACAAAUACGAGUGCUAAAUAAUAUAUAUGGUGGU